This is a messenger RNA of Ipomoea triloba (trilobed morning glory), 2343 nucleotides long. RefSeq names its product receptor kinase-like protein Xa21. Lineage: Eukaryota; Viridiplantae; Streptophyta; Magnoliopsida; Solanales; Convolvulaceae. The record is from RefSeq and is a predicted model, not a curated record. Bases 1 to 2343 code for a protein of 780 amino acids. Gene Ontology annotation, molecular function: protein binding; protein kinase activity; ATP binding. Gene Ontology annotation, biological process: protein phosphorylation. The transcript is spliced from 2 exons.
AUGGGUGACCUUAACAAUUUGCAGUACCUAUAUCUAGGUGAAAACAACUUAAUAGGUUCCAUCCCAUCAAGAAUAUUCAACAUUUCGGGGCUAUACAUAGUGUCACUUGAAGCUAAUAACUUGUCUGGGAAGAUACUAUCAAGCUUGGAGAUGAAUGUACCAACUCUAAUAGGAAUAUCUGUUGCUUUGAAUAAAUUGAGUGGGAAUAUGCCGUCAUUUCUUGUGAAUGCAUCUAAACUUGAAUUUCUAGACAUAUCAGUAAAUGAAUUCUCAGGUUUCAUUCCAAGUUCUCUCGGUGAUCUAAGAUCGUUGGAGUCGCUGAAUCUAGAAGGCAACAAUUUGCAUAGCCCGUUGUCAUCACGAUUUGAUAAACGGUUGAGUUUUAUUAGUUCCCUGACAAAAUGCAGGAAGUUAAGGAAAUUGUCCUUUAGUGAAAAUUAUCUAAAUGGAAUUCUUCCAUCUUCUAUAGGAAAUUUUUCAAGUGAACUUGAAAUUCUUGGGUUGGGAGGUUGUGAGAUAAUGGGAAGUAUACCCCCAGAAAUUGGAAAUUUGAGCAACAUACUAAUUUUACAUUUAGAGGAAAACAACUUGGAAGCAUUUAUUCCUACAAGCAUGAAGAGGCUAUCAAAGGUUCAGAUAUUAGCUCUUCAUGGUAACAAGUUGCAAGGAUCAAUUCCACUAGAGCUUUGCUAUCUCCUCAAUUUGGGCAAGUUAGAUUUGCAAAGUAAUAGACUUAAUGGAAAAAUUCCUGAUUGUCUUGGGAAUAUUACUUCAUUAAGGUACUUUUAUCUUAACUCAAACAACUUGACUUCCACCAUACCUGUAAGUUUAUGGAGUCUCAAAGAUCUAUUGGAAUUGGAUCUGUCUUCCAACUCAAUAAAUGGUUUGUUGUCUUUUGAAAUUGGAAACUUGAAGUCCCUCAUCCUCAUGGAUCUAUCAGCAAAUCAAAUUAUGGGCAAUAUUCCUAGCACACUCGGAGCGUUACAGAUGCUACAAAAUCUUUCUUUGGCAAACAAUCAUUUGCAAGGUUUGAUUCCAAAGUCACUUGGUAACAUGUUAAACUUAGUAGAAUUGGAUCUAUCACUUAACAAUUUACUUGGCGAGAUUCCAAAAUCAUUUGAAAAGCUAUUGCAUCUCAAGCUUUUCAAUGUUUCCUAUAACAAGCUAAGUGGAGAAGUUCCUAGUGGAGGCCCUUUUGCAAACUUCACAAACCAAUCUUUUAUGUCAAACCAAGCAUUAUGUGGGCCCCCUUGGUUUCAUCAGUGCACCACAACUCAUCAUCUUCAUAAAGUAAAGAGAAAAUACAUUUUUAUCAGUGUAUUUGUUUUUCUAUCAAUUUCAACAAUGGCAAUUGUUGUAAUUAUUGUAUUUCAAAGAAGAAAGAAGAGAACCAACAAAUCAUUUGAAAUCGAUCUACCAUCACGGUGCAUCCACCCAAGGAUUUCAUACUAUGAUUUGCAACGCAUGACAAAUGAUUUUAGUGAUAGCAACUUGCUUGGGAAAGGUAGCUUCAGUUCUGUUUACAAAGGAAUAUUGUCAAGUGGGACUUCUUGUGCUAUUAAGGUGUUUGACAUGGAAAUACAAGGUGCACUCAAGAGUUUUGAUGUAGAAUGUGAAGUAAUGCGUAACCUACGACAUCGAAACCUUGUCCAAGUAAUCAGUAGUUGCUCAAAUUUAGACUUCAAGGCUUUGGUGCUCGGUUACAUGCCUAAUGGAAGUCUAGAUAAUUGGCUUCACUCAAAUGAAAAUUUGUUGGAUAUAUGUCAAAGACUGGAUAUAAUGAUAGAUGUGGCAUCAGCACUAGAGUAUCUUCACCAUGAUUAUUUUGUACCAGUCGUUCAUUGUGAUUUGAAACCCAGCAAUAUUUUGCUGAAUGAAGAAAUGGUUGGUCAUGUAAGUGAUUUUGGGAUAGCCAAGUUCCUAGAUGAUGAACAAAGCAUGGCACAUACGAAGACCUUGCCUACAUUUGGGUAUAUUGCUCCAGAAUACGGAUCUCAAGGGCUAGUAUCAAUUCGGAGUGACGUUUACAGCUAUGGUGUUGUGUUAAUAGAGACAUUCACAAGGAUGAAACCAAGUGAUAACAUUUUCUCUGGGAAUUCAACCUUAAAGCGCUUAGUAGAGUCUUCGCUGCCAAAUGCAAUAACUCAAGUCAUAGACUUGAAUUUGUUGCCUCAAGAUCAAAUUGAAAUAUUCACCAAGCAUGUAGAAUGUGUUACUUCUAUUAUGAAAGUAGCAUUGAGAUGCUGUGAAGAUGCACCCGAAGAAAGGAUUAGCAUGAAAGAUGUUUUGGUUGCACUCAAGAAGAUCAAACUUCAAUUUCUUGGUAGGAAUGCAUUAGCUUAA